Molecule: messenger RNA, 315 nt
Organism: Symbiodinium natans
Lineage: Eukaryota; Dinophyceae; Suessiales; Symbiodiniaceae
Source: the annotation of a GenBank genome assembly
AUGACAACGAGGAGGGGCAUGUUGGACCACCUUCCAAACCUCUUCGUCUGCCGCAAUGUGGAGGGAAAAGACAUCAGCUUCAUGUCGCGCGUGCUACUGUCCAGAUCCGUCACUAUCUGCGACGCGACGUAUUCCAGCCUCCCUUUGGAGAUGAGGAUGGCGUUGUCAGGGCAAGGCUUCGACGAGCUGAAUGAGUUCUUGAUGUUCUUGCGCUGCCGCUCCGUGGCCACGCUGCUAAACUCUUCGGUGUGGCGUCUGAAUCCGUGCUUCACAACACAAGCAUGUCGGGAUUUGGGCAAGAUGCCUAGGACCUAG